Messenger RNA from Aspergillus uvarum CBS 121591, 2039 nucleotides. Its product is annotated as OSTA/TMEM184 family protein. Bases 270 to 2039 code for a protein of 589 amino acids. Lineage: Eukaryota; Fungi; Ascomycota; Eurotiomycetes; Eurotiales; Aspergillaceae. Gene Ontology annotation, molecular function: transporter activity. Gene Ontology annotation, biological process: transport. The transcript has 7 exons. The record is from RefSeq and is a predicted model, not a curated record.
AGGAAUGUCCCCAUCCGUCUACGCAACUUCUCUCUCACCGCACAACACCCACACGACCACUGCUGGCUGCUGACCAUCAGGCAUGCGAGGGGCGCUUGUUUGACGACUACAAGGAAUCGCUGGAAGAUUUCUGAUUACUAUUCCAUCUCUCACCCCGUUGACCGGAUCAUGCUCUGUUCGAAACAUCAUUGGGAUUGACUUGCGGAAUGCUUUGGCGGUGGUCGCAUACAUAGGCGUACGCGGACAAUCAACCGCGACAUUUGUUGACGAUGAGCAUCACCAUUUCCUCCUUCGGUGGGACAGGCUCGAGUCUAGCUCGAGCUGUAGUGAUAGUCGCAGGUGUAUCCUCGCUGGUCGCUUCUCUGCUCUCUCUCUUGUCCAUAUGGCUCCAAACCAAAAACUAUCGAAAACCAUUACUCCAGCGUUAUGUUGUCCGUAUACUGUUGAUGGUCCCCAUAUACGCGGUUUCAUCAUGGGCCAGCAUCAUAUCUUUACAAGCAGCAAUGUGGCUGGAUCCGAUCCGUGAUGUCUAUGAGGCAUUUACCAUCUAUACGUUCUUCCAGUUGCUUAUCAACUUUCUCGGCGGCGAACGGUCGUUGAUCAUCAUGACCCAUGGACGACCUCCUGUCCAACAUGCCUGGCCCCUCAACCACAUACUACCCAAAGUCGACAUCUCUGACCCGCAGACCUUUCUCACCGUCAAACGCGGAAUUCUUCAGUAUGCCUGGCUCAAACCUAUUCUGGCCAUCAUAUCUAUUGUAAUGAAAGCGACCGAUACCUACCAGGAGGGCUACCUAGGCCUGACCUCCGGGUAUCUGUGGACCGGCAUUGUGUACAACGUUAGCGUUACCGUCAGUCUCUAUUCUCUAGCCAUGUUUUGGGUUUGCUUGCAUAAUGAUCUAGCGCCAUUUCGUCCGGUGCCUAAGUUCUUGUGUGUCAAGCUUAUUAUCUUCGCAUCUUAUUGGCAGGGCUUCUUCUUGUCAAUCCUGCAAUGGCUGGGAGCGUUAUCGAACGGGGUUGCCGGCUACACACCCGACAACCUUGCGGCUGCCAUUCAAGACAGCCUGAUCUGCUUUGAGAUGCCCUUCUUCGCUCUCACGCAUUGGUACGCUUUCUCCUGGCAUGAUUAUGCUGAUUCGACGAUCUCCGCCGCCCGGAUGCCCGUCAAAUUCGCGCUUCGUGACGCAUUCGGAGUCCGUGAUCUUAUUGAGGAUACAAAGAUGACGAUACGUGGUGACAAUUACGAGUACCGUCUUUUCGAUUCAGGUGACCACAUCAUCGCACAUGCAGAAUCUGACUCGCGUGUCCGGCGUGUGAUGCAUGGUCUAAGAUAUGAACGUGGUGGUAAAGCCAAGUACUGGAUCCCGACCCCUGGGGAAAUCAACAGCCGGACACCGUUGUUGGCCGGGUCGGAAGGCAGCAGCCGGGACCGACGCAGUAGCACGCUGAGUCGCAUGCAUUCACACAAUGAGAUGGAGGAGACAACCCUGGAUGAAGAUGACGAGAGGCUGUUCAACAACGCUCGAGCAUUGGAAUUUGGGGAUUGGAACUACCCCGUGAUCACCGCGAACGAGGUGCCAGCAGAGCAGCGCCUCGCACGUCAGCGAGCCUCACCACAGCGACAGACAUCAGGGGUCGUAAAGAAAUCCCGCAAGCAGAAGAAGCCGCGCCCUUCUAGUAGCGAUAACAACCAUCGUAGCGCAGGAGCCUCUCGCAGCCCGCGUGCAAGCUACGCUGAGCAGAGAGCCAACUCCGCGGCCUCCUACGCCUCUCAGCCAAGCCAAAUCGUGGAUCUGGUUGUCGAGGAUCAGAAGGCUGAGGAGGAGGAACGACAGCUGGCGCAGAGGGCUUUUGGCUCCACAACGGUCGAGCCCGAACACCGGCACUUCCAGAGACCAACGGGCGAGCCGGUCGAUGAACGGCAUGGCGAUGACUUUCACGCAUUACUUCACCUCGAGGCAAAUGAUGAGGAAGAGGAAUCCAGGAGACAGGGCUGGGCCUACGGGGACCUGGAAGAAGACAAUGUUUGGAGCCGGUAG